AUCGUUUCUGUUGGAUUGACCAAGUUCCGCCGUCUGUUUUCCGUUAUUGAACCAAUCUACUGGACCACUGAUCUGCUUAUUAUCGCCUCUUAUUGCAGCGCGAAGAUUCUAUCACCGUCGGAACCAAACGUGUCCUACAUUUGUUCCCGCUAUUAUCGCGCCCCGGAAUUGAUUUUUGGUGCAACUCAUUACACCGUCCGGAUAGACAUGUGGUCCGCCGGAUGUGUAAUUGGAGAAUUGCUUCUGGGACGACCGUUAUUUCCUGGUGGCUCAGGUGUUGACCAGCUAGUGGAAAUCAUCAAGGUUCUUGGCACACCCACACCUGAACAGGUGUUAGAGAUGAAUCCACAAUACAGCGAGUUCAAAUUCCCCAACGUUGUUGGUUGUCCAUGGGAGAAGUUAAUUCGGUAUCGCACGAAAGAUACGGCAUUUGAUGUGCUCCGAAAGUUGCUCGUCUACAGUCCGAAGAGCCGGGCGAGUGCCUCUGAGAUUCUCUCGGACAGCUUCUUUGCGGAUCUGAUUUUUCCUCCUCCCGGUCAUCCACCAAACGCCACAGGCCAUCUGCCAAACGGUCGACCGGCCCCCCAAUUUCCAGCCGAUUUCACAGACGAGGGUACGUUUUGCGGGUAUUGGAGAGGUGAACUGAAUUGCCAUCCCGUGCGGAAUGCUGAAUGCUAG
Messenger RNA from Echinostoma caproni, 678 nucleotides. NCBI's taxonomy places the organism in Eukaryota, Metazoa, Platyhelminthes, Trematoda, Plagiorchiida, Echinostomatidae. The record is from the annotation of a GenBank genome assembly.